GAGCUCUCUGGCCUGGGAGGGCGGGGGCGUGGCUGGGCCGGCGAGAGGGCGUGGCCGGCGCCGAGAGGCGGGGUCUGACCGAGGGCCGCGGGGCAGCAACGUCGCUGGGCAGCGGAGCGGCGGCCGCGCCAUGUGGCUGCUGGGGCCGCUGUGCCUGCUGCUGAGCAGCACCGCGGAGAGCCAGCUGCUCCCUGGGAACAACUUCACCAACGAGUGCAACAUCCCAGGUAACUUCAUGUGCAGCAACGGGCGGUGCAUCCCGGGAGCCUGGCAGUGUGACGGGCUACCUGACUGCUUCGACAAGAGUGACGAGAAGGAAUGCCCCAAAGCAAAAUCGAAAUGUGGCCCGACCUUCUUCCCCUGCGCCAGUGGCAUCCACUGUAUCAUCGGCCGCUUCCGCUGCAAUGGAUUUGAGGACUGUCCCGACGGCAGCGACGAGGAGAACUGCACAGCGAACCCCUUGCUCUGCUCCACGGCCCGCUACCACUGCAGGAACGGCCUGUGCAUCGACAAGAGCUUCAUCUGCGAUGGUCAGAAUAACUGUCAAGACAACAGUGAUGAGGAGAGCUGCGAGAGUUCUCUAGAACCAGGCAGCGGGCAGGUGUUUGUGACUUCGGAGAACCAGCUUGUGUACUACCCCAGCAUCACAUACGCCAUCAUCGGCAGCUCUGUCAUCUUCGUGCUGGUGGUGGCCCUGCUGGCACUGGUCCUGCAUCAUCAGCGAAAGCGAAACAACCUCAUGACCCUCCCUGUGCACCGGCUGCAGCAUCCUGUGCUGCUCUCUCGCCUGGUGGUCCUGGACCACCCUCACCACUGCAACGUCACCUACAAUGUCAAUAAUGGUGUUCAGUAUGUGGCUACCCAGGCCGAACAAAAUGCCUCGGAAGUAGGCUCUCCACCCUCCUAUUCAGAGGCCCUGCUGGACCAAAGACCUGCGUGGUACGACCUUCCUCCACCACCCUAUUCAUCUGACACUGAGUCUCUGAACCAAGCUGACCUGCCUCCUUACCGCUCCCGGUCAGGAAGUGCCUACAGUGCCAGCUCCCAGGCAGCCAGCAGCCUCCUGAGUGUGGAAGCCAGCAGCCACAACCCAGAGCAGCCUGGCUCUCCAGAGGGCUCUGCUGAGCCCAGAGACUCUGUGCCCAGUCAGGGCACCGAAGAAGUAUAAAAUCCAGCGAUUCCAAAGUCCAUAUGGGUAGAUCCUCUCCAACUUGUUGAAUUCUAUCAGACUGUGCUCAUGGGACACUCUUUGAGCUCCUUUUGAGAAUGUCUCCAGUUGAAAUUUUGGGGUGCUGACUACACCUUCUCCUCCAGAUUUCAGGGAUGUUCUUUGGAAUGACCUGGCACUCCUCCAGCCACUUAGUUAACAGGAUACAUUGCCGUCUUUCUCUGCACAGUCACUGUUCCUUCAGGGCCUGUGAUUAACAGACUCCUGCUUCAGAUGACUGUGCUAUUGUUGGUCCAUCCCAGUAGUCUUAUGACUGGACAGGCGGCCGGGUGAAGCCAUGUGUGUAAAUAGGCUUUGGCAGGGUUCUAGGGCCAUGUCACACAUUCAGGAUGUCAGAAGACAUCAGACCAGAGUCUCUACUGAGCUGCCAACUUAUAGAUACAUUUGGAGACGUAGUUUGGAGGAUUCUUACAAAAAGGCCAUUAUUGGAUGGCCACUCCAAAAAGUGUCCAGGAGAACAUCAAAUCCCGUUUUGUACUCUCCUAUGCAUCGAUCUUACUCCAGCAGAGGCCAAAGAAAAACUCUGGCAUGAGCAACAGCUUUCAACUCUCCAAACUCUAGUUUGGUUUUAUGAAAGACUCAGAAACCUCCACCCUGGCCUUACAGACUUGCCUAAGAGUCCUCAUUCUGAGAUCUUUCAGGAAGGGCAGACCCUCAGCAACGUCCUUGAAUAAGUAGGAAGCCCCUGGCAUGAGUUCCUAGCUGCUAAUGUGUAGGUUACCGGAGUCUGCUCCUGCCUUGGCCCCAUCAUCCUUUUCCGGCCUUCUGGAUUGUCCCCUUCCAAGAUGACCUGCCAUAGCUAAGGAUAAGGACCCAAAUUAAGCUGGUCAAAAUUCUAAUCUAACCGUUUGCCCCAGGAAAACAGACCCAGUCUGGCAUGUUCAUCCAUGCAACUUCCUUGAUAGGCUCCUAAGUUCCAUGUACACUUGGGAGCCUAUUGUCCAUGUGCAUUUGGACAUAAGGACACAAGUUUCUUUCUAACUUACAUGAGAACCACAUUCAGUACCACCCAUGAGAAUUCUCAGGUCCCUGUACUACACACACAACCCCCAGGACAGUGCACCAAGUCAGGGUUAGGGUUAGAGUGAGGGUCAGGCCUGGCCAGACAUCUGGCAGUUUCUCCUGAAAGAAGUGGUCAACAGAUAACUUGGAGUCAAGAUUUCCCAUUGGAUUUUGUUUUUUUUAAAGUCUCUUAGAAAUGCAUUUGAAACAGUGUGUUUGUCUUUUCCCUUCUAGUUAAGGGACUAUUUAUAUGUGUAUAGGAAAGCUAUCUCUUUGCUUUUCUUGUUUCUCUUUCAGUGAGGUCCAAAGAAAGAUGCAAAAAGAAAUGCUGCCUUUCCCAUCCCAUCCCAUAAUGUCACCUCAGACUCACAUGCAAGCUGAGCAUCUACACUGGGGCAUCGUGGAGUCAUUAUUUAUUGAGUUACUGAGACACGCAGAGACAAGUCCACCAUCCACUGUAUGUUUGGAUUACCUUUCUUCCUCCUUGAUGCCCAGCCAGUCCUAGUGCAUGCCACCACCAUGCACCCCCACCAACCAGGCAAUAAUGGGUAAACCAUACUAACUAGGGACAAAACUGGAACCAGAUGGUGCCACCUCAGGCAGCUGCCACCCAUUCAAAGCAUUUUUCCACUUCUAAGGAAAGUUUCAAUAACCUGUUCGAUGCUAAUUAAAAGGGAGCCUGCAGGGAGCAGGGAUGAAGUGGCCUUCAGUGAUGCUGGACUGACUUCCUUUUUAACCAAAUCCAAAGUAGACUGCAGGAAAGGUAACUAGCCAUGUGGGGUUUUGUUUGGUUUUGGUUUUGUGUAAAUAAGCCUAGAUGUUUGCUUCUUUCACUGUUAAAAUAGAAAUUGAGUUGGUGUGUGUGUGUGUGUGUGUGUGUGUGUGUGUGUGUAUGUGUGUAAC
Messenger RNA from Mus caroli (Ryukyu mouse), 3133 nucleotides. It is a transcript of the gene Ldlrad3, whose product is annotated as low density lipoprotein receptor class A domain containing 3. Gene Ontology annotation, cellular component: plasma membrane. Gene Ontology annotation, biological process: receptor-mediated endocytosis. The record is from RefSeq and is a predicted model, not a curated record. Gene Ontology annotation, molecular function: protein binding. NCBI's taxonomy places the organism in Eukaryota, Metazoa, Chordata, Mammalia, Rodentia, Muridae.